AUGAUCAUCAAAACGAAAAAAGUAUUUAUUGGUGGUUUAUCAGCAGGAUCAACGGUACAGGAUAUGCGUAAAUAUUUUGAGCAAUUCGGAAAGGUAGAAGAUGCGAUGUUAAUGUUUGAUAAGAAUACAAAUCGUCAUCGAGGUUUCGGAUUUGUCACAUUCGAUAACGAUGAUGUUAGUGAUAAAGUGUGCGAAAUUCAUUUUCAUGAAAUUAAUGGUAAAAUGGUGGAAUGUAAAAAAGCACAACCGAAAGAAGUCAUGUUACCUGUACAACAGAAUAAAAAUAGAGCCGCGCAAAUACGUAGUUUAUACGGAAUGGGUGCAGAACAGUUACUGGCUUAUGCAUUUCCUCGACUUGGUACUUAUGGUGCGAAUAUGCUCUAUCCUGGUGCAAUAUUACCAAAUACAACCGCUUCUUUGGUGAGUGCAGCAAGCAAUCCAUAUAUUAUUGAUGCACAAAAGUUGAGUCUGUUGGCGGAUGCUACUCGAACUCAAGUAUCACUUCAAGACCUCAGUCAAGUUUUCAAUGCAUUGCCAUAUGCAUCGUUAACGCCAACAUCGCCACCAGGAAGUGUAACGAAUGGAGCAACUAGCGGUGGUAUUGCGCGAGGCUUCAAUGUCGCUGCGGCUCAAUUAAGUGCUGCACAGCAAGCGUUCGAGACUGCUGCUUUAUAUGCAAGUGUUAGUGGUGAACCAUUUCCCGCAAUAUAUCCAACAAUACAUCAUCAAAAUACCCAAAUACCCCAUUCUUUUCCUAAAGUGUAG
Molecule: messenger RNA, 765 nt
Organism: Dracunculus medinensis (Guinea worm)
Lineage: Eukaryota; Metazoa; Nematoda; Chromadorea; Rhabditida; Dracunculidae
Source: the annotation of a GenBank genome assembly